GCAAGGGGAGGUAUAAAAGGCCUGCAGCCCUGAGCCUUGUGCACACAGACACUCACACUCACACUCACACACUCACUCCCAGCCCAACCCCGCCAUGGCCGCCUCCACCAUGUCCGUCUGCUCUGAGCCCUGGCAGGUGGACGACUGCCCAGAGAGCUGCUGCGAGCCCCCCUGCUGCGCCCCCAGCUGCUGCCAGCCCAGCUGCUGCGCCCCGGCCCCCUGCCUGAGCCUCAUCUGCACCCCAGUGAGCUGUGAGUCCAGCCCGAGCUGCCAGCCGGCUUGCUGCUCCUCCUCCUGCCAGCCGUCCUGCUGUGAGUCCGUCUGCUGCAAGCCCGUCUGCUGCACACCCGUCUGCUGCAAGCCUGUCUGCUGUAAGCCUGUGUGCUGCACACCCGUCUGCUGUAAGCCCGUCUGCUGCACACCUGUCUGCUGCAAACCUGUCUGCGGCAUCCCCAGCUGCUCUGGAGCCUCCUCCUGCUGCCAGCAGUCUGACUGCCAGCCGGCUUGCUGCUCCUGCUCCCCCUGCCAGCCGUCCUGCUGCGUGCCCGUCUGCUGCAAGCCCGUCUGCUGCACACCCUCCACCUCCUCCUCCGUGUCCCUGCUCUGCCGCCCUGUAUGCAGACCCACCUGCUGUGUACCCAACUCCCCCUGCUGCUCCUCCUCCUGUGAGCCCAGCUGCGGCACACCCUCCUCUUCCUCCGUGUCCCUGCUCUGCCGCCCUGCCUGCCCCUGCCCGUCCUGCUGAGGCCUCUCCCUGCGCCAGAAGUCCUGCUGCUGAGUGGCCUUGGCACCUAUCCCCCCACAGGACCUGAAGCUCAGAUCCAACCUCAGUGCUCUCUCUGCUGGCCUCUGGGCAUCCUCAGCCUCUGUCCCCCUGGUGCGAUCCCACGGCCUC
Fukomys damarensis (Damara mole-rat) is the source of this 895-nucleotide messenger RNA. RefSeq names its product keratin-associated protein 10-3-like. Gene Ontology annotation, cellular component: keratin filament. The transcript has a single exon. Bases 95 to 745 code for a protein of 216 amino acids. NCBI's taxonomy places the organism in Eukaryota, Metazoa, Chordata, Mammalia, Rodentia, Bathyergidae. The record is from RefSeq and is a predicted model, not a curated record.